GAGAGAAGAGAAGGAGAGCGGAGGAGAGAUAAAGAGAGCGCAGACAUGACAGGAGCGUGCGUAACGGCGGCGAGCCCCAAGCCAUAAUUUCCAGGUAUUCCAUUUCAGGACUAAGAAGCACAUCCUUCACCUGCACAACAGAGACACACCGAACCUUUGGACAAACUGAACUAAAGCCUGUUUAGGACCAGCCACAGGACACACGGGAAUGGAACAAUUUUCAACGUGAAAAUAAAGUCACUCAAUCGGCCAUUGUCCAGCCCCUGGUGCCCCCCGAGGGCCCCAUGCCUGGGCUGCUAAAUGCAGACACCUCCUCUAGCUCCAGACAGGAGCUGUUGGACCUGCAGGACUACACUCCUGAUGGAGAUACUGGUUUGGACUCCCAGAGCCACAGUCCCAUAGGCUCCGCUCCCAGGAGCCCCUCGAGUCUUGGAGCUGAUGUUUCUGCUCAUGUUUUCACUGGAGCGACGUCCUUCCAGGGACAGUUCUGUGAGCUAGGACCAGCUCAAUGUGGGAACAGUCCAAUGGAACAGGACUCGGACCAGCUGUGUGGCUGGGGGUCUCUGAGGCCCAAAGCUAUCCAGGUGUUCAACACUCCGCGCUGGGUUCUGUUCUUUCUGUCUGUGGCCUCUUUCCUCCAGGGUCUGAUCAUAAACGGUUUGAUCAACACUGUAGUGACCUCCAUCGAGAGACGCUUUGACCUGAGCAGCUCCCAGACCGGCCUCAUUGUCAGCUCCUAUGACAUUGCUGCGUGUGUGUGUUUGGCGUUUGCCAGUUACUUUGGGGGGAAUGGGCACAAGCCUCGUUGGCUGGGCUGGGGCAUCAUGAUCAUGGGUCUGGGGUCUCUGGUCUUUGCCCUGCCUCACUUCACCACACCUGCGUACCAGGUGAGCUCUGUGGAGGUGUCGGACCUGUGCUCUGGGGCUAACAGCAGCCUGUGUGAGGGCAAAGGAAGGGGAGGUCUGUCCCGGUACAGUCUCGUCUUCAUGUUGAGUCAGUUUCUCCAUGGCAUCGGAGCCACGCCCCUAUACACGCUCGGGGUCACGUACCUGGACCAGAACGUGCACUGCAGCGCCGCACCCGUCUACAUCGGGAUCUUCUACACUGCUGCCACAGUGGGCCCUGCGGUGGGUUAUCUUGUGGGGGGAUACUUCCUCAACAUUUUCACAGAGAUUCACAUAAAGGCAGAUGUGACCCCGGAUAACCCUCUGUGGGUGGGGGGCUGGUGGAUCGGGUUCCUGGGCGGAGGAGCCCUGUCUUUGCUGGUGGCCAUCCCCAUCCUGGGCUAUCCCCGAGAGCUGCCAGGCUCGCAGGAGACCGCAGCGAUCCGUGUGUCCGAGGCGCAUCAGGGGAAAGAGGGAAGCCACGCCUCCACAUCCGACCCUCAGUUUGGGAAGACGCUCAGAGACAUGCCACGGUGUGUGUUGCUGCUGCUGAAAAACCCCACCUUCCUCUUCCUCUGUUUGGCCGGAGCCUCAGACGCAAACCUCAUCGCCGCCAUGUCCACGUUCGGCCCCAAGAUCCUGGAGUCGCAGUUCAGCCUCAGCGCGUCCAAGGCAGCCGCCAUCUUUGGGUCGCUGGUGGUCCCGGCAGGAGGAGGGGGCACGUUCUUAGGAGGUUACAUCGUGCAGAGGUGUGACCUUCGUUGUCGCGGGAUCAUUCGCUUUUGUGCGGUUUGCUGCUCGCUCAGUCUGCUCUCCGCCUUCGUUUUCUUCGUCCACUGCCCCGACGUCUCCAUGGCGGGGGUCACUGCUCCGUACGGAAUCCAGCAAAUGGACUCCGAUCUGGGGGAGGCGUCCUGGGGCUCCCUCACCUCCACCAGCGCUCCGGCCAACAGCUCGUCUCUGGAUGAGCGGCUCUUGGCUCAGUGUAACAGUAACUGCAGCUGUGACAGACUCUUCAAUCCUGUGUGUGGAGCAGAUCACCGCAUGUAUUUCUCUCCCUGCUACGCUGGCUGCACCUCCAUCAACCUCACCUCAGAAGGACAGGUGUACAGCAACUGCUCAUGUGUGGUGGCUAACAGCUCACACGAGCGCUUAGCGUUGGCGGGCAGGUGCAGCACUGCUUGUCCCUACAUGCCACUCUUCCUCACAGUCUUCUUCUUCUGUAUCCUCUUCACCUUCCUCACCAGCAUCCCCGCCAUCACUGCCACCCUCAGGUGUGUGACAGAGAAACAGAAGUCUUUUGCUCUCGGGAUCCAGUGGAUUCUCGUGCGGACUCUGGGUGCCAUUCCCGGGCCGAUCAUCUUUGGUUCUAUGGUGGAUCGCUCCUGUUUGCUGUGGCAGGAUAAAUGUGGAGAACAGGGCUCGUGUUUCGUUUAUAAAAACACAGACAUGAGUCGCUUCACUCUCAUCGCUGGAAUCAUCUAUAAGAUUUUGGCGACCAUCUUGUUUCUGUUGGCGAGUUUGGUUUACAGAGCUCCGCCUGACUCCCCUCGCAGCAGCUGUGAAAGCACCACCGACCCAGGGACCGCAGACCUCAGCUGCAAGACUCCUCCAGCAGAUGGCGUCAUAGUCAACAGACACGCCAGGGACGACUAGGGACCGCCGCUCAGGCAUUCUCACAGGGAUAAAACCACUUGAAUUCAGAAUAUACUUUUUAGACUUUCAUUUGUUUUAGUUUUAUGGCGUUUUACUGAUUUUUUACUAAUUAGGGGGAGAUUCAAAUGUCCUUACAAAAAUACACAACCAGUCAAAAGUUUGGACACAUUUUUUAUUUUUUAUUUUUUUUCUAUUAUUUCCAUGAUUAUUCAAACUGUAGAUUCUCACUGAAGGCAUCAAAUCUAUGAAUGACUGCUCACUGCUGAAUCUCCUUAUUUUCAAAUGGGUGUGAUUGACAGGUGGAUUAGCCAAUCAGGGACAGGCAUGGUCCAUAUC
This is a messenger RNA of Periophthalmus magnuspinnatus, 2876 nucleotides long. RefSeq names its product solute carrier organic anion transporter family member 4A1-like. Gene Ontology annotation, biological process: transmembrane transport; sodium-independent organic anion transport. The transcript has 12 exons. Gene Ontology annotation, cellular component: membrane. Gene Ontology annotation, molecular function: protein binding. Lineage: Eukaryota; Metazoa; Chordata; Actinopteri; Gobiiformes; Gobiidae. The record is from RefSeq and is a predicted model, not a curated record. Bases 285 to 2540 code for a protein of 751 amino acids.